AUGGAUCUGGUCGGAAGUAACCCGGAUACACUCUUCGCCGAUGUCUUCCAGGGCGAUGCGGAGCAGCAGAAGAUGUACGAGUGUCGGUGGUGGUCUACGGCCCUGGCAUCCAAGAGAAAAACGAAUUUCGCGGAAAGCCACGCUAAGCGCAUUGUUCGCAAGAACCUCCGAAGUCUGCUUCGGCACUGCCGGAGUUCGGAUGUGGCCGUUGCUGAUGCCGCCAUGCUCCUUGUAAUGAACCAUGCUGUUGAGGCCCUCCCUUUUGUGCAGGGACCUAUUGCAGAAACCAUGCUCGGCAUGACGGAAGAACUUGUGGAGUCCAGCAUUUCCAUCAACAAGGACAAACUACUUUUUUGUGGCACGAUUCUUGGGCUUGUACUGCGGGUGCUGAGCAAGCCUCAGCGUCAGAGGUGGGUGUCCCUUCUUGUCGAACUGCUGAUGGACGAAGACUUUCCCAAACAGCCAGUGAUCUGGCGGUUGAGGCUGCUCUGGCUUGCUGAUGAUGACCCCUUGCGAACCUAUGCGGCAGUACGCCAGCAGCUGCGGCUUUAUGCGAAGACCGCCUCGAAGUGGGAGACUGAUGUUAAGCUUCUCACCGACUGCAGCUGCUGCUGA
Messenger RNA from Symbiodinium sp. CCMP2592, 615 nucleotides. NCBI's taxonomy places the organism in Eukaryota, Dinophyceae, Suessiales, Symbiodiniaceae. The record is from the annotation of a GenBank genome assembly.